Messenger RNA from Suillus fuscotomentosus, 1340 nucleotides. RefSeq lists its product as uncharacterized. The transcript has 5 exons. Gene Ontology annotation, cellular component: nucleus. Lineage: Eukaryota; Fungi; Basidiomycota; Agaricomycetes; Boletales; Suillaceae. The record is from RefSeq and is a predicted model, not a curated record. Gene Ontology annotation, biological process: regulation of transcription by RNA polymerase II. Gene Ontology annotation, molecular function: RNA polymerase II cis-regulatory region sequence-specific DNA binding; DNA-binding transcription factor activity, RNA polymerase II-specific. The coding region runs from base 225 to 1121 and encodes 298 amino acids.
GGUUUUUUGUUUAGUUCUAAUCUUAAAUCACUGAGGCUGUGUCAUCUUCCUUCAAAUAGCGCCAGGAGAGCGCUCCAGAUUCAGUCAUCCGCUUCCCCACCCGUUGUCCUGAAAAGUCUCAGCAUCCGCUUCUGUUCAGAACUUCCGUUGAUCUUAAGUACAACCUUUCAAAUCAAAGAAGCCCUCUAUUCCCUCGCCUAAAUAAUAAAAAGGUCCUAUCAAUCAUGAACCUGGAUUCGACACGGGUUCACUGGUCGACAUCUCCCACAUCUCAACAGGAAUUUCAAGCUUAUAACAAUCACCAGUUUAUUUCAACUGAACCCACAAACAUGUCUCAGCAACAGCAAUCCUUUCCUCCAGGCGCAGGUCCGAAUGACGCUCCUCAAGACCAAUACCCUCCAGGUCACGCGUACAGGAGGAGUCAGUCAAACUCUCCGUUCCGACACACCACACAUCCAUCACCGUAUCCACAACCAAACAUUCCACCAAUUCAACCUCAACCGGAGCUAAAACAGGAGUCAUACUACACCCCAACCUCCGCAGAGUUAUACACUCAUGCUCAGGUCCUCGCAUCCGGUGCAGCAGAGGGGUCUGCUUCCGCCCAUUACACUUCCCAAACCGCUAUAACUCGUCUCCCCCCUAUUCUACAAGUAGAGAAGAAGCAGGUCACCACAUCCGCAACACAGGCUGCAAGUGCAAGUAGGCGGAGAAAUGAAGCUCAUUUCGCCUGUCCGGUCCCGGGUUGUGGGAGCACAUUUACGCGUCGAUUCAAUCUUAGAGGUCAUCUUCGAUCUCACACCGAGGAACGUCCAUAUGUGUGCGAGUACCCCGAUUGUAAGAAAGGCUUUGCAAGACAACAUGACUGCAAGCGACAUCAAGCACUACACGCCACGCGCUCCCAAUCCAACAUCUGUCAGGGCUGCAAAAAGACCUUCAGUCGCCUGGAUGCCCUAAACCGACAUCUUCGUUCCGAGGGUGGUUCUGAAUGCAGACAGAUUGUAGAAGCCCAGCAGCAGGCUGCAGCACAUGCUCAAGCGAUCACACAAUCUCAGGGUCCUCCACUACCUGACCACCCUCCCGGCAAUCAACCAGGACCCAGCUCAAGCACUGCCGCCAGUUAGAGUUAGUGGUUGAGACCAUGGACAGUCGGACUCCCAGAACGCUUUUAGAUAUUUCUCUGUCAUGUUUUCAUGAUUCCUCUUUACACUCAGGAUGUAAGAUUACCUGAGCUAUAGGCUCAUCAUCAUUCAUUCCCACUGAUGUAUACACUCUUGUAUCGAUUCCUUGGGCUUACAGUUAAUAUACUUUGCUCUUAAUGUUACCCCCAAUCAUUAUUGCCA